This is a messenger RNA of Symbiodinium sp. CCMP2456, 1110 nucleotides long. The record is from the annotation of a GenBank genome assembly. NCBI's taxonomy places the organism in Eukaryota, Dinophyceae, Suessiales, Symbiodiniaceae.
AUGAUGCCCGAUGACCCAGGUGACCCAGGGGGCCCAGGAUUAGCAGGCAAUCAGGACGGCGAUGAUGCCGAAGAUGACGGUGGCGGUUGCGGGCCCAUGAACGGGCCUGGUUCAGAAGAUGAUGAUGACGAGGCAGCAUCCGACCCAGAGUCUGCAGCGUCUCAGAGUGCAAUGGAUGUCCAUGAUGGUGUUGGCCGCAUUGCUGCCUUCGAUCCGAAGACAGCCUCGCUCAAAGCUCUAGUGAGCUCCCAUGCCGGUGAAUCAGAGGCUCUGCUGCACAAGUUGAUGCUACAACGGUUGAGCGAGGCGCUACCUGAACACGGUGGGCAGUUCCUAUCCAUGCCAUUCCUUGAAAAGGCCAUGCGUAAUCUGGCAGCCGUUCUGAAGCUGGAUAACAAGCUGACCUUCGAGCCGGGGGAUGAUAUCAAUCUGGAGCCAAAACCCCGUCCGAAGAGGCUUCAUGAUUCCGAGCUUGUCCUCGAUGCGACCUUGACCCGCCGACGUGACUUUACUGCCGAUGUACGGUCCCUGCUUUUCUUCAAAGUGAUUCGAAACAAUCCGAUGCAGCUGAAGCGUAGCAAGGUCCCCGGCGAAAUUGGUUUUGCUUCCGGAGACAUCGUGGUCGCUCCGCACAAGCUCUACGAUGUUGAAGCUGGCAAGAAACAGGUGACUGUGCAAGCAUUGGCGUUGCAAAAGCCUGCUUCUGAGGCCAGGAGCAGCAUGUCAACUAGCAGCUUCGUGCUCAACUUUCGGUCUUUGGAAUGUCAGCAACUCGCAGAGCUGCGGACGUGGGAGAAGCGGACCGGACUGAAGUACGUCAUCAAGCCUCUGGCUUCGCCAGACUUAAGCGGGUGGUCGAAGCAAAAGCAUGAGGCGUUGGGCAUCCUGCUGGAAGAGCUUAUGGAGAAUGCAAACGGGGUUCGUGGCACGUUCUGGCGUCUUGCAUCUGAGCGAAAAGAGAUCUUAAAGGUCUUUGCGGAUCUCGAUUGGGUAGUUCAGGCAGCAGAUGGCUUGUGGACCUUGACUUCGCUGGGCAAGGAGAGUGUCGACGUUUGCUGUGUCCUGCAUGAGCCACGUCCAAUCCUGGACUUGCGGGAAGGUAAGAUGUAG